CAGUCCCCCAAAAGGGAGGCAAGUGCCGACAAAGCAACAGCGGCGCCGCAUGUGGCCGCUGCGCUGUGCCAGGCGCAAGGGUGGCUCCCCCGCAUUUCGCCAAUCCUCAAUGUGCCAUCGCCAGCUGAUUGGCGAAAUUUGGACGCGACAGCACUCCUCAUCGCCCGCCCAUCGCCAAAGCUGCCACGAGGGCCAGAAACACUGGCACGCACCACCACUUGGGUCUGGCCCCUUGCACCAGCCUCCAAACCCGCAUCUCCUGCUGCCACAUAUAUCGCCGGACCACAGUGCACGGUGUCGGGGCGUGAACAGAGAAUUCUGUGAGGACAGUGCCGGGGCAACCAUGGCGGGAGACGCAGGGGAGCAAGAAAUCGUGCCGAAUGGAAAGACAGGCACGAUGUGGACGGCGGUGGGACACAUCUUCUGUGCCGUGGUGGGCGCGGGCGUGCUGGGCCUGCCAAACUCGGUGGCCUGGCUGGGCUGGGUGGCAGGGCCCAUCUGCCUGGUCGUGUUUUUCGCCGUCUCAAUGUGGAGCUCCCACCUGCUGGCCCGCCUGUACUUCGUGGACGGCAUCGAGUUUGCGCGCUACCACCACGCCGUGCAGCACAUCCUGGGCCGCCCGGGCGCCAUCGCCAUUUCCAUCUUCCAGCUGCUGAACCUGGUGCUGUCUGACAUUGCCUACUCCAUCACCGGCGCCAUUGCCAUGCAAACCAUGGCCGACCUAAUUGGUAGCAGCUUCCGUUCUGAGUGGAAACUGGUGCUCAUCAUGGGCGCAUUCGAACUCGUCUUCUCGCAGAUCCCCAGCCUGGAGGAGAUUUGGUGGGUCAGCGCACUUGGCACAGCCAGCUCGCUGGGCUACGUCACGAUUUCGCUCAUCCUGGGCCUGGUGUACAGCGGCAACCGCGGGGGCACCGUCGGCGGGCGACCGGGCACCUCCCCAGCUAACAAGGCAUUCGGCAUGCUUAACGCGCUCGGCAACAUCGCCUUUGCCUUUGGCUUUGCACAGGCAAGGGGCACGGGGGGUGGUGCGCUGCCUGCUAUCUCCUCCUGCAGCACAAUUGGAAGACGUGGCCCACGGCUGGACCCAGGACCCCGGGGUAUCCCGAUUCCCCAGCGCUUGAUCCUUCCCUGUGUCACAACUCUGCGCCCACAGGUGCUGCUGGAGAUUCAGGACACGCUGCGGCAGCCGCCCAGGGCGGCGCGCACGAUGACGGGCGCGGUGCGCGUGGCGGUGACUGCCGCUUUUGGCUUCUACUUCUCCUCAGCCAUUGCGUGCUACAGCGCCCUGGGGAACGACGUGCCGGGGGAGGUGUUGCAGGGCUUUGAGGAUGCCCCCAACUGGGUUCUCGUAGUGGCCAAUAUCUGCAUCGUUAUCCACAUGGUCACCGCCUGGCAGGUGUGGGCGCAGCCGGUGUACGAAACGAUUGAGAGCAACGUCAAGGCUUACAUGAUCAAGCGGCAGAUGCGCUCCGCCGGCCUAGCCCCCGCGAAAGAGGAGGCCAAGUUGGAUGCAAAGGUGGCGGAGCCUCACAAGCCGUCGCCCUUUGAUGUGGGUCACCGCCCCGGCAGCGUCACGCACCAGCACCAGGCCGAAGAGGUGCACCACCUGCCACCCGUGACAGAGACCGUGGACAUGGAGAGGGGGCUGUCAGGCGCCUCAUCUGGGCGCAGCGGCCGCUUGAGUCGGCGUUCCACAGCAUGCACCUCCGGCAGCAUGGCCAUCCUGAACAGCGCCCCCAUCCCAGACCUGCUGCCCGUGGGGGGGUGGAAGCGGCGGACCCGCGGCGCCGGCUCCAAUGCCUCCCUGGCCUCCAUGGACCCACGGAAGGACAGCGCCACAGGGGCGCACCCCAACCUCAACCGCAAGAGCGCCGCCAGCCACCUGUCACGCCUUUCUGCGGCGCUGGGCAGCGAGGCAAUGUACCACAUCGAUACCGGCGCCGCCAACGAGCACGUCCCCAUGAACGAUGAAGGCUACUACCUGCCGUUCUGGCAGCGCCUGGUCAUCCGCUCCACAUACGUCCUGCUGUGCACCAUCAUCGCCAUGAGCCUGCCGUUUUUCAACGCGAUUGUUGGAUUGAUCGGCGCAAUCACGUUCUGGCCGCUGGCCGUUGGGUUCCCGUUCGCCAUGUAUGCCAAGGUGUACAAGACGACCGGCCCAAUGCUGCUGCUGAUGAAAGUGACCGCGUUUGUCAUGUUUCUGGUGGCGGUGGCUGCCACCAUUGCGUCCUGCCAGAACAUCAUCGUCUCAUGGAGCACAUAUACUUUUUUCGACUGA
Messenger RNA from Chlorella variabilis, 2278 nucleotides. RefSeq lists its product as hypothetical. Bases 50 to 2278 code for a protein of 742 amino acids. NCBI's taxonomy places the organism in Eukaryota, Viridiplantae, Chlorophyta, Trebouxiophyceae, Chlorellales, Chlorellaceae. The record is from RefSeq and is a predicted model, not a curated record. Gene Ontology annotation, cellular component: plasma membrane. The transcript has 14 exons.